ACACUUAUGGUCGUCGGGCCCUCGGAUUGCGGAAAGUCUACGUUAUGUCGUAUUCUUCUGAAUUAUGGCGUACGGAUGGGACGGACGCCACUCUUUGUGGACCUGGACUGCGGACAGGGAUGUGUGAGUAUUGCGGGCACAUUGGGUGCGGUGACUGUGGAGCGGCCCGCAGACAUCGAAGACGGCUAUUCACUGGUGGCGCCCAUUGUGUACCAUUUCGGCCACACCUCACCCGACGGUAAUAUCACUCUCUAUAAUAUACUGAUGAAGAGUCUGUCGAAAGCGGUUGAUCUGAAAAUGCAAACCGAAAAGAAGACCAAAUACUCGGGAGUUAUUAUCAAUACUUGCGGUUGGGUUAAGUCACACGGAUAUCAGGCCAUCAUUCGGGCCGCACAGGACUUCAACGUCGAUAUAAUUACUGUUUUAGAUCAGGAAAGACUGUAUAAUGAAUUGGUUAGAGAUGUGAACAAAUCAGUUAAGGUGAUAUUCACUCCAAAAAGUGGUGGAGUUGUGGAAAGAGUGCGAAAAUACCGAAUCGAUGCGAGAGAUGCGAGGGUUCGCUGGUAUUUCUACGGCAGCGCGAAGUCAGGUCUAUAUCCGUAUUCAUUUGAAGUGCCAUUCAAUCAGAUGAGAGUCUAUAAGAUCGGAGCCCCGAAUCUUCCCGACUCUUGUAUGCCUAUAGGCAUGAAAACUGAAGACAAUCUGACAAAACUAGUGUCCGUUUCGCCAACCGCUCAGACACUACUCAACCAUAUUCUGGCCGUUUCUACGGCCACAUCACUCGAAGACAACCUCAAAGUUCUUGAGUCCAGUCUCUAUGGAUUCGUUUGCGUUACUAAUGUUGAUGUCGAGCGACAAAUGGUUACUCUUUUGGUGCCACAACAGCGACCACUUCCACAGAAUAGCAUUUUAUUGUUAUCUGACAUUCAAUUUAUGGAUUCCCAUUAAUACA
Medioppia subpectinata is the source of this 952-nucleotide messenger RNA. The record is from the annotation of a GenBank genome assembly. Lineage: Eukaryota; Metazoa; Arthropoda; Arachnida; Sarcoptiformes; Oppiidae.